AGACGGGGCGAGCGCGAGUGCGUUGUACAGCUUGGACAUCAACAGUCCUGUACAGUCUUCAGUUUUUUUCUCACUCGUAAUACCGCAGUCGUGACGGUAAUACGGGUUAAUAAUGCAAUCUAAUAGACAUCGUGUCCGCAUGAAAGGUUUGUGAUGGUGAUUUAUUAUUAUCUUUAAUGAUAGCCUAAACGACUUAUCGAAACGAGUAGAAAAACGGGACGCUUCAGACUUAUUUGUUGUCCUUUUUCUAAAUGUACAUAAAAGAGGACACAAACAUUUCCUGAGUCAAUGAGAUUGUUCGUUUUUUAUCACAAAAUCAUCAUCCACUGACUGCUCUACCAGCUCACCUUGGAAGGAGAGAAUGGAGGGAUACUUACCUCAUGCCUCAACAAAGUCAUUCAUGAGGCAAGCCUUUCCCGGCACCAGCACUCAAUAGACCAGCAUGGAGAGAGCAGGACUAGAAACAGGAGCAGCAAAUGACAGAGAUCAAGGGAAGACACCAUUAGCAAGGAGUGGGGACCUGGGUCCUGAACGUUGGCAACGUAAUGGAUUGAUCAAUACCCAUAACUUAAUGGUGGGGACUAAGGAAGGACUGGUGUCGGCCUAUUCUGCCCCACAGUAUCAGGGCCACGUAGUGUCCAAGGACAAAAACGGGACACAGGAUGGAAGAGGACCUCCGCAGUUGCUAAACCCCAGUGCUCUUCCUCAAGCUCUAGAUCCUUACUACAGGCCCAACCUCAUUCUUUACCCUGAGAGCAUGCUGAGAGCGUGGGGUGAAGGAGGGGACUGUUGUGAGACCACCUUUAUUGAGGAAAUGACCCCUGCUAAUUCUGGCUCUGCUAAAGAUGGAAUAGUAUUCACUGACACCAGGCUUCUGGAUCUGUCUAUGGAAGACGCCAAGGUCCAAACACUUUCCUGUGAUGUAGAUGAUGACGAUGAUGACUUUCAAGAAUUUGAGAGUGAGUACUCGAGUGAUUCAGAAAGUGAAGACAAUUUCCUCAUGAUGCCCCCGAGGGAUCAUCUGGGCCUCAGCGUUUUCUCCAUGCUUUGCUGUUUCUGGCCCCUUGGCAUUGCAGCUUUCUACCUGUCACAUGAGACAAACAAGGCACUGAACAAAGGGGAUUUUCACCACGCAAGCUCCAGCUCCAGACGCGCUCUCUUCCUGGCCGUUCUUGCCAUCACCAUCGGGACUGGCAUCUAUGUGGGCGUGGCCGUGGCACUUAUCGCAUACCUCUCCAAAAACAAUCACUUGUAGCCUUGUCUUCUCCAGCAUUUCCCAUCAGCAGUCGGAUGAAGACCGGAUCACUUCAAGGCCAGCUGAGCUUUUUUAUAGGACUCACCAGCAAAGUCUUUCUCUCUCGUGCUCUUGUAAAAGUCACGUUUCUGGUAAAAUGUCAUUUGUGCACAGUAUAUAUUAUCAUGGGACUGUGCGCCAUGUGACAUCAAUAUUGUUUGUGUUCACCGUUUGUUCAACGUUAAGGGCAAAUUGGCACAAAGUUCAAGUCGAUAUAAAAUCAGAAGUGACCCUAUUUACAUACAGUACAGUACAUUUAUGACAGUGUUGUAGUUGAUUCCAACUCGAGUCCGAGUCACGGCCAAGACCAGCGAUCAAGUGUCGAGUCUGUGUCCACAUUACAACACUGAUCCCUGGUCGUAUUUUGCACAAUUUGUACACCACUUUGCAGGCAAAAAAUGCUUUGUGAUAGAGUCCACGUAUUUGAAUUAAAUCUUAUAGUCAUGCAAGCAACAUAUAAUUCUCAGUGUUAAAAAAUGUUAAGGUACGUUUGACCAAUUUCUCAUUUUCAGAAACUACUUUCAGCAGAUAGAAGUUUUAAUGUUGCGUCACUAAUGUAAGUUUUUAGGACGGAUCCACUUUUAGCAAUGGCACCCUCUUGCUUUCAACCACAUUGUAUGUAUUAAAGGGACGCUACACUUUUUUUUGAAAAUAUGCUCAUUUUCCAGCUCCCCUAGAGUUAAACAUUUGAUUUUUACUGUUUUGGAAUC
Messenger RNA from Misgurnus anguillicaudatus (oriental weatherfish), 2004 nucleotides. RefSeq names its product synapse differentiation-inducing gene protein 1. Gene Ontology annotation, biological process: synaptic vesicle clustering; positive regulation of synapse assembly. Gene Ontology annotation, cellular component: intracellular membrane-bounded organelle; excitatory synapse; synaptic vesicle membrane. The record is from RefSeq and is a predicted model, not a curated record. Lineage: Eukaryota; Metazoa; Chordata; Actinopteri; Cypriniformes; Cobitidae.